GUGUAUUAGGUCCUGUUAUAUCCUAUAUGGCAUAGCAAAUAGGCACGGACAGGAUUUUUCAGCGCAUUGCUGAUAGCAAGGGUAGCCGCGAACAACCCGACGCACAUUAUACCUGCAUUGCUUUGUACUCGACCCAGCUCGACCUAGGAAAAUAUUGCGCUACAUUAGGAUAGAGGGCAUAGGUUCUCCUACCUGUGCCUCCGGCAAUGGCAACCGUCCUCUUCGUGGGGGGCGUCGGCCCUGAUGCGACACAAGAAGAAUUGCGCACGGCCUUUGAGCAGCGAGCGGCAGUUCAGAUACUAUCGUCAUCUAUAGUCCGUGUGCCAACCACUGACAAGUGCAUCGGCCACGCGUAUGUCACCGUCGCGACGGAGGAUUUGGAGAGGGCGUUGGCCUUGACACAGGUCGGAGAGAACAGAGUCUGCGUGUUCCCCUUGCUGGUGGAGGCCUGGCAGCAGGAGAUUAAUGAUGUGACUGCCGCUGCCUCCCCAGCCGCUGCCGCCGCCGCCGCCGCAGCAGCAGCAGCAGCAGCAGGUGCAGGGCCCAGUGCUGCCGCCGACUACCGCCCCCAGCAGCAGCAGCAGCAGCAGCAGCAGCAACCAACACCCCAGCCAGCCGCCAACGACUGGGCCCAGCCCCCCCGACCUCCGCCGGGCAGCUCCGCGGAUGCCGGGGGACUUGACUCGGGGGAGGCGGCGAACGGCGCCCCGCAUCCGGCGGCCCUUCCCACUCCCGCGCCCACUCCCACGCCCCCGCGUGCUCCCAGCCCCGCCACCGCUCCUGCCACCAGCGCCCUGCUGCAGCACCUGCACCUGCAGCAGCACCUACAGCAGCAGCAACAGCAGCAGUACCCGCAACACCUGCACCUGCAGCAGCAGCACCAGCAUGCUAGCGCAGCCGACUGGGGUGCAGGGGCGGGUGUAGGGGCGGGGCCAGGGGCGGGGGCGGGGCCAGGAGCGGGGGCGGGGUUACCACUGGGCGUUGCUGGCGGGGUUAGUGGUGGCGGCGGGCCCGGGGCAGGUGGUGGGGGCGGCCACCUGCUGCCCGCCACCGCCCCCUCCAACACGCACCUGCAGGCGGUGUUGGAGCAGCUGCGCCGCCAGCUGGAGUCCAACCCGCGUGCCGGGUACAACGGCAAACCCUUCUUCACACUGCUCAACGAGGCGUGUCAGAAGCGGCAGAUCAGCACUCCCGCGCCCACCGAGCACAGCGAGGGCGGGGUGUUCUGCUGCACCCUCAGCCUGGUGCGAGGGGGCAGCUGCGUGGGGUGUGGUCGCGGCUCGGGCGCCAGCAAGCGGGAUGCCAAGCACGCGGCGGCUGCAGCCUGUCUGGACGGCUUGCUGGGGUCGGGGCAGCUGCUAGCCUCCGAGUUGCUAGCUGCCAUGACCAGCCUCGCACCCUCGCCACCUCAGCCACCCUCACCCGCCCCCGCACCCGCAAGCAGCAGUACCAGCAACGGAGGCGGUGCCCCCCUGCCCCCGCAGCAGCAGCAACCCGCCACCACCGCCACCGCCUUCCCCAGCACCUCAGCUUUCCCAGCCGCUUCCCCCCUGCCCGCCCAGCCCUUGCCCUCCGCCUCCGCGCC
Astrephomene gubernaculifera is the source of this 1585-nucleotide messenger RNA. The record is from the annotation of a GenBank genome assembly. Lineage: Eukaryota; Viridiplantae; Chlorophyta; Chlorophyceae; Chlamydomonadales; Astrephomenaceae.